Molecule: messenger RNA, 1494 nt
Organism: Entrophospora sp. SA101
Lineage: Eukaryota; Fungi; Glomeromycota; Glomeromycetes; Entrophosporales; Entrophosporaceae
Source: the annotation of a GenBank genome assembly
AUGUCCAUCAAAAAAUAUUUAAGAAAUUCACCAAAUUUCUUAGAUAUUUCUUAUAAAAAAAUUACUAAGAAAUUUACCUUUUGUACCCAUGCCUCCUCCUCCUCAUUACCAACAUUUACACCAAAUCAAAAAAAUCGAUUCAAUAUUCCACGUUUGACAUCCUAUGACACUCUAAAUUAUAAAGAACCACCAAAGUCAUGCACAAUGUUAGUUAGAGAUUUUAUUGAUGAUUCAUUAUACAAUCCGAAUUAUGGAUAUUUUUCAAAAAACGUUGCAAUUUUUUCAACUUCGGAUGAUAAUGUUGUUAAAUUUAAUGAAAUAAAAGAUAAUUUGGAAUUUUUAAAUGUUGUUGGUAAACAGUAUCAAGAAUUCGAAAAUAAUUUAGAGAAAGAAGAUAAACAAUUUCUUAGACAAAUUCGGCAUACCCCUACUGAAUUAUUCAAGCCAUGGUAUGGUUACUCAAUAGCAAAAUAUAUAGCAACAGAAUAUAAUCUAAAUCCUCAAAAUGACUUAAUAAUUUAUGAAUUAGGAGCUGGCAAUGGAACAUUAAUGUUAAAUAUAUUGGAUUAUUUACAGAAAUUUGAACCAGCAAUUUAUAAAAAAACUAAAUAUAGAGUUGUGGAAAUCAGUCAUAGAUUGGCUGCUGAAAUGCAAAAAAGUAAAAAUAAUAAAAAUCAAAGAGUGGGUUUUCUUGGUAGUAGUGGUGGAAGAGAUGCAGCAGCAAAAACAUUAAAUAAUCAUCAUGAUUGUAUAGAGAUUAUUAAUAAAAAUAUUUUUGAUUGGUGUGAAGUUGUUAAUGAAAAUUGUUUUUUCUUGGCUUGUGAAGUGUUGGAUAAUUUUGCUCAUGAUGUAAUUAGAUAUGAUGCAAUUAAUGAGAAACCAUUACAAGGUGUAGUGAUAAUAGAUAAUGAGGGUGAUUUUGAAGAAGUUUAUGAACCAAUUAAUGAUCCAUUAAUCAGUAAACUCCUCUCAAUAAGGAAUCAAACUUCUUACAAGUCACCAGUACUACAAAACCGUCUAUUAAGAAAACUUCGUAACAAAUUACCACUUGCCUAUAAUAUGACACAAUCAGAAUUCAUACCAACAAAACUAUUACAAUUCCUAAUUGUAUUGAAACAUUAUUUUCCAAAACAUCGAUUAAUCAUAACAGAUUUUUACAAGUUAACAAAUUCAAUUUUACAACAAGAUGGUGGUGGAAUAGGAGAUAAUGCACCAGCUGUUCAAACAAGAUUUCAACAAACCAUGAUUCCAUGUUCAACUUAUUUGGUUAAACCUGGAUAUUUUGAUAUUAUUUUCCCAAUAAAUUUUGAGCUGUUAAAAGAUUUGUAUCAAUUAAUGUUUUUUUCAUCAAAGUCAUCAUUGGAUGAAAAAGUUAAAAUCUUGACACAUAAAAAUUUUAUGGAAAGAUAUGCAGAUUUAAACAAAACUAAAACUUCAAGUGGAGAAAAUCCUUUAUUAUUGUAUUAUGAAAAUGUUAAAUUUUUAUUAACAUGA